GCAACCUGCCGGGCGUACGGGCGCACAUGCCGGCAACGAUCACCUCCCCUCUCCCUCCCCCUGUGUGCUUUGCUCCCCAUCCUCCGGCUCGCCCGCGCGCCGCUCCCCGCCACCCUCCCUCUCCCUUGGCCCUCUUUGCCGGCCUCCCGCUUGCGCCGUCCUGGCCAUGGCCUCGGUCGCCAUGUCCGACCCCUCCGCCUCCGCCACCAGCACGGCCCCAGACCGGCAGGUGCCGGUGUCCUUCAAGAAGGCCGUCCUGCGUCAUGCCAAACAGCGCAAGCAAGCGCAGCACGCCUCCCCCGAGGGGGGGACGGCCACCCAGCCAUCGACUCCCGGCGAGCCGGCCACCUUGGCGGCGCCCCUGCCGGCUGUGGCCCCGCCGCCGCCGGCCGGCGAGCGCUUCCCCGGCGGCGCGCCCGCUGUCUUUGACAUCGCCACCCUCUUUCGCCCCGGGCUAGCACCGGGCCCGGGGACAGCCUCGGUGCCGGCCCCGGCCCCGGCCCCGGCCCCGGCCCCGGUCACCGCUCCUGCCGCCGCCGAGCUGCCCUCCGAACAGGCCGUAGCCCUGGCACAUGCGAUGGCCGCCCUGGCCAAGCGCCAUGAGGCGGCGCAGGCGCGCAUCCGGACGCUGGAGCAGGCGCUGGCCGAGGCGCACACCGGGCCGCCGAGCGCCCCCGGCCCCGGCCCCAGCCCGGUGGAGGAGCAGCUCCGCGCCGAGGCGGCCGACGCCAUGCGGCGCCUGGACGAGGAGCGCGCCCGGCGCAUCCGUCUGGAAGAGGAGCUGGCCGGGCGGCAGGAUGAUCUGCGGGACCUGCGGCGCGCGCGGCAGGAGGCCGAAGCGGCCCUGGCCGAGGCCCUGGCCGCUGGCCCUGGCCCCGGGGCCGGGCCCGACCCGGCGGAGGCCGAUCGGCUGGCCGGGCGUCUGGCCGCGGCCGAGGCCGCCGCCGCCGCCGCCCAGCAGGAGGCCGCCGACCUGCGCGCCGCCCUGGACUCCGAGCGCCAGGCACAUGAGCGCACACGUGCCGAGACCCAGCACCUGCUGGAGGACUCGCGCGGGCUGGUCGACGAGCGGGCCGAGCUGCACCAGCGCUUCCACCAGCUUACGGACGACAAGCUGGCCGCGGUGCAGGCCCAGCAGGCGGCCGAGGCCCGGGUCCGGCAGCUGGAGCGCGAGGCGACCAGCCUGCGCGAGGCCGCCGCACAUGGGGGCACCCUGGCCGCCGCGCAUGCCGCCCUCGAGGAGCAGCUGGCCCAAUACCGGCGGGCAUUGGCCGAGGCCGAGGCCCGAGCCGGGGGGCUGGAUGCGCGGGCGGUGGCGGCCGAGCGCGCCCUGCAGGCAGCCGGCCAGCAGGCCGCCCAGCAGCAGGCCGACGCCGGCGGCCUGGCCGGGGCGCUGACGGCCGAGCGCCAGCAUGCGGCCCUGCUGGCGCGCGAGCGUGACCAGGUCCUGGCCGAGCGGGAUGCCGGGCUGCGCCAUGCGGCCGAGCUGGCCGAGCGCCUGGAAGCGGCCACUCGCGAGCGGGACACCUUCCGCGAGCUGCUGCUCCAGUCGACGGUGGCGGCCGGCGGCGGGGCGUCCACCGGCCCGGCCGGUGCCCUGGGCGGGACCUCGCCAUCCGACGCCAGCCCCCUGGCCGGCGAUGGGGGCGACGCCGACGAGCCGGACGCCCAGGACCCGGGGGCCCCCUCGCCGGUGGCCAUCCCGGCCGCCGGGACGCCGCUGCUGCUGCACAGCCUGCAGGAGGAGCGUGAUGCCCUGCGGGCGCGCAUCGUCCAGCUGGAGCGCAAGUUGGCCAGCUUCGCCCCGGGCGGCGGCGGUGGCAGCAGCAGCGGCAGCAGCGGCAGCAGCAGCUCCUCCCCCGGGCCGGGGAGGGCUCCGCAGGAGGCCGACCCCAUGGCCGAGGCCACGGAUCGGGCCAACUCGGUGGAGGUGUUGCUGGAGCAGGCGGAGCGCCAGCGCGACGCCCUGCAGGCCCGCCUCGACGCCCUGCAAAGCUCCUCGGCCGCGGCCCUGGAGUCGGAGUUCACCCGGGGCCAGGCCCUGGCCGAGGCCCUGGCGCAGGGGGCCGCCGAGCGCGAUCGCCUGGAGGCCGACCUGCGCCAUGCCCAGCACCAGAUCCAGGAACUCGUCAAGGAUACCGAGAAGAUCCCGGAGUUCAUCCGACUGUAUCACCGGCAGCGCGACGCGCUCAAGGCCCGGUCGGUGGCCAAUGCCCAGCACAUCGAGGAAUUGGCCAGCCUGUGCGGCAAGCAGCGCGACGAAAUUGACCGGCUCAAUGGCGACCUGGCCCGAAUGCGCCAGGAGCUGGCCACCACGCGCGCCGGCCGCCACGGCAACCCCAAUGGCACCGAGACCGGCGCGGCUGCCCCGAGCGAGGACCCCGAUCGGCAGGCCCCGGACCACGAGCAUGGGCACGAACAUGGGCAUGAGCAUGAGCCCUCGCCGGCCGUCACGGCCGAGCCCGGCGCGCCGGAGCUCGCCUCGCAGGCGGCCGACCUGCUGCAGCGGGUGCGCCAUUCGCAGGACGCGUACCAGGCCGCGCGCGAGACCCUGGCCGAGCAGUCGAUAACUUCCUCGCGGAUCGUCUUCACCCCCUGCCCCGGGUGCCACGGCCCGGCGAUCGAUGUCUGAAUGCCCGCCAGCACCACGGCGAGGGCCCGCCUCCCCCCUCCUGGUGCUGCGGCGGGGGGAGAGAGGGCUGUGCCGGGGGUCUGCGCAUGCGCGGAUCCACAUAUAAAGAUAUACAGCUACGACGCCUCGGAUGGACGAGGCGUCGGUGUUCAGCCA
Fonticula alba is the source of this 2788-nucleotide messenger RNA. RefSeq lists its product as hypothetical. The record is from RefSeq and is a predicted model, not a curated record. The coding region runs from base 167 to 2632 and encodes 821 amino acids. Lineage: Eukaryota; Rotosphaerida; Fonticulaceae. The transcript has 4 exons.